This is a messenger RNA of Parnassius apollo (apollo), 1083 nucleotides long. The record is from the annotation of a GenBank genome assembly. Lineage: Eukaryota; Metazoa; Arthropoda; Insecta; Lepidoptera; Papilionidae.
AUGUUAGCUAUCAAAGUAAGCGAGUCAACAGCGAGAAGGCUUAUGAAAAAGCUAGGAUUUACAUAUAUCACACCUCGCCCAGCAGAUUAUAAACAAGACAAAAAUAAACAAGAGGAGUUCAAAAAAAAUCUCAAUGAAAUUGUGGAAAAGAACCAGCAAAAAGAGGUAUUUCUUUCGAUGAAUCGAGAUUUGGAACAAACUCAAAAAUUGGACAUGGAUGGUUUAAAAAGGGCUCAAGAACACAAGUUAAAAAAAGUGAAAACAUCAACUAUAAAAAAACGUGCCAUUCCUGAAGAUAUUCAGCAAGUAUUACAAUCGGAAAGUUCAGUUGAAGCUUCUUCAAAUGUUAGCAACAUGCAUACAGCUAAAUAUGUUAAGGAAAAACUUGCAGUAACUGUGGAAAAUAGAGGAGGUAACUUGCAAGCUAAAGAUAAUCAACAAGAUCCGCAUCUAGAAGUUCUACCUCCAGUAUCCAAUAGCAAUACUAAUAGUAUAGUUGUUAUAGGGAUUUAUAUUGAAAAUGGAGGAGAAGAAGCGCUGCUGCAUGAGAUAAGCAAGAAAAAACCACUUAUGGCAAACAGAGUUUCCGAAGACAUAGAAAGAGCAGUCGUAAAUAUCGCAACAGAAUUUCCAGCAUAUGGACAACAAAGAGCUUCAAAUGAGCUGAGAAAAAGGGAUUUACGAAGGUGGAAGCAACUUGCAGCUUUAGAGAAAGUGAAAGAACAAAGGGAAGCACAUGGUGAAAUUGAAACAGAGCAUCCUGGUUACUUGAGUUCUCAAGACACUUAUUAUGUAGAAGGGUAUAAGAACAGCAAACUUUCAUUGAUAUCUAUUCAAGAGUUGCUAUGGCAAACAGACAAAACAAUUACUGCCGGAGAUCUUCUUAAUGAUAGAGCCAUACCAUUCUUUGAUGGACAAAAUGUACCAUUAUCCUGCAUUUUGACUGAUAGGGGCUGUGGCAAACCGGAGAAUCACAGCUUUAUUUGCGAAUUGAAAAUAUUGAUCAUUCAAGAACUAAGGCCAAUUCUCCACAAACUAAUGGCAUAUACGAGAGGUUUCAUAAAAAUAUGCGUGUUACAAUGA